UGGUUCCAAGGAAUAAGACAACAAAUAACAGCAUCGGAACUUCUCAGUGCAGAGAUAAUCACAGAAGAAACUAUGCAGAAACUCCAGGAAGGAAAAGAAACAGCACAAGAAAUAGCGCAAAUGGAUAAUGUGAGAAGAUACCUUGAGGGAACUGGAAGCAUUGCUGGUGUGCUCGUGCCAUCCAAGGCGGACUCCACUAAGAUGGAGAAGAUGAGCAUCUACCAGGCCAUGUGGAAGGGCAUCCUGAGGCCAGGGACAGCACUAGUGCUGCUAGAGGCACAAGCUGCCACAGGCUUCAUCAUAGACCCAGUCAAGAAUAAAAAGAUAUCUGUGGAUGAAGCUGUCAUGUCCGGGCUGGUGGGCAGUGAAUUACAGAAAAAACUUCUUUGCGCAGAAAAAGCUGUGACGGGCUACACCCACCCCUGCACAGGACAAAAGAUGUCCCUCUUCCAGGCCAUGAAGAAGGAGCUCAUCGUCAAGGAGCACGGCAUCCGCCUGCUCGAGGCCCAGAUCGCCACCGGCGGCAUCAUCGACCCCGUGCACAGCCACCGCCUCCCUGUAGAAGCUGCCUACAAGCGCGGCUACUUUGACCAGGAGAUGAACCAGAUCCUCUCCGACCCCAGCGACGACACCAAAGGCUUCUUCGACCCCAACACACACGAGAACCUCACCUACAUGCAGCUCCUGCGACGCUGCGUGCCCGACCCGGACACGGGGCUGCUCAUGCUGCAGCUGAUGGACAAGGGCUCGGUGCUCUACCAGCUGACCGAGGACGCCCGCAAAGCCCUGCAGGCUGCCCGCACCACCGUCAGCGUGGGGCUCUUCCAGGGCCAGAGCGUCACCGUCUGGGAGCUCCUCUUCUCUCGCUACAUCCCCGACCACCGGCGCCAGGACCUCCUGCGGAAGUACAAGGCGGGGACGCUGGCCAUCUCCGAGAUGAUCACCCUCCUCACCGCCAUCAUCACCGGGGCCGAGGGCCAGGGCCACGGCGCCGCCCUGGCCCACAAGCCGACGCAGCGGGAGGCCCCACAGCCGGCUGAGAACGGCGAGGCCUGGGAGCUGGAGCUGGAGCGGGCCCUGACGUCCCACACCGUCGAGGUCUCGGCAGGCGGCUUCCACGGCAGGAAGGUCUCCCUGUGGGAGCUCCUCUUCUCCAAGUACGUCUCCGAGGCGAAGAGGCAGGAGCUGCUGGGGAAGGUCCGCGACGGCAGCCUGGCGCUGGACGAGCUGGCGAGGCUCCUCACCGUCCUCAUCCAGGAGGCGGUGGAGCAGAGCAGCAAGGUGAAAUUCACAGGCCUCAGGCGGCAGGUGACCGCCUCGGACCUGCUGGACUCGGGCAUCAUCGACAAGGACACGCUGGCCGACCUCGUCCAGGGCUCCAAGACGGUGCAGCAGGUGACGGAAAUGGCCUCCGUCAAGCGCUACCUGGAUGGCACGGGCUGCAUCGCCGGCGUGCUGGUGCCGUCCAAGGCCGACCCAGCCAAGAUGGAGAAGAUGAGCAUCUACCAGGCCAUGUGGAAGGGCAUCCUGAGGCAGGGCACAGCCUUGGUGCUGCUGGAGGCGCAGGCUGCCACCGGCUUCCUCGUCGACCCGCUCACCAACCAGAAGCUCUCUGUGGACGAGGCCGUCUCGUCCGGGCUGGUGGGCAGCGAGCUGCACGAGAAGCUCCUGUCGGCCGAGAGGGCCGUGACGGGCUACACCGACCCCUACACCGGCGACCAGAUCUCCCUCUUCCAGGCCAUGAAGAAGGAGCUCAUCGUCAAGGAGCACGGCAUCCGCCUGCUCGAGGCCCAGAUCGCCACCGGCGGCAUCAUCGACCCCGUGCACAGCCACCGCCUCCCUGUAGAAGCUGCCUACAAGCGCGGCUACUUUGACCAGGAGAUGAACCAGAUCCUCUCCGACCCCAGCGACGACACCAAAGGCUUCUUCGACCCCAACACACACGAGAACCUCACCUACAUGCAGCUCCUGCGACGCUGCGUGCCCGACCCGGACACGGGGCUGCUCAUGCUGCAGCUGAUGGACAAGGGCUCGGUGCUCUACCAGCUGACCGAGGACGCCCGCAAAGCCCUGCAGGCUGCCCGCACCACCGUCAGCGUGGGGCUCUUCCAGGGCCAGAGCGUCACCGUCUGGGAGCUCCUCUUCUCUCGCUACAUCCCCGACCACCGGCGCCAGGACCUCCUGCGGAAGUACAAGGCGGGGACGCUGGCCAUCUCCGAGAUGAUCACCCUCCUCACCGCCAUCAUCACCGGGGCCGAGGGCCAGGGCCACGGCGCCGCCCUGGCCCACAAGCCGACGCAGCGGGAGGCCCCACAGCCGGCUGAGAACGGCGAGGCCCGGGAGCUGGAGCUGGAGCGGGCCCUGACGUCCCACACCGUCGAGGUCUCGGCAGGCGGCUUCCACGGCAGGAAGGUCUCCCUGUGGGAGCUCCUCUUCUCCAAGUACGUCUCCGAGGCGAAGAGGCAGGAGCUGCUGGGGAAGGUCCGCGACGGCAGCCUGGCGCUGGACAAGCUGGCGAGGCUCCUCACCGUCCUCAUCCAGGAGGCGGUGGAGCAGAGCAGCAAGGUGAAAUUCACAGGCCUCAGGCGGCAGGUGACCGCCUCGGACCUGCUGGACUCGGGCAUCAUCGACAAGGACACGCUGGCCGACCUCGUCCAGGGCUCCAAGACGGUGCAGCAGGUGACGGAAAUGGCCUCCGUCAAGCGCUACCUGGAGGGCACGGGCUGCAUCGCCGGCGUGCUGGUGCCGUCCAAGGCCGACCCGGCCAAGAUGGAGAAGAUGAGCAUCUACCAGGCCAUGUGGAAGGGCAUCCUGAGGCAGGGCACAGCCUUGGUGCUGCUGGAGGCGCAGGCUGCCACCGGCUUCCUCGUCGACCCGCUCACCAACCAGAAGCUCUCUGUGGACGAGGCCGUCUCGUCCGGGCUGGUGGGCAGCGAGCUGCACGAGAAGCUCCUGUCGGCCGAGAGGGCCGUGACGGGCUACACCGACCCCUACACCGGCGACCAGAUCUCCCUCUUCCAGGCCAUGAAGAAGGAGCUCAUCGUCAAGGAGCACGGCAUCCGCCUGCUCGAGGCCCAGAUCGCCACCGGCGGCAUCAUCGACCCCGUGCACAGCCACCGCCUCCCCGUAGAAGCUGCCUACAAGCGCGGCUACUUUGACCAGGAGAUGAACCAGAUCCUCUCCGACCCCAGCGACGACACCAAAGGCUUCUUCGACCCCAACACACACGAGAACCUCACCUACAUGCAGCUCCUGCGACGCUGUGUGCCCGACCUGGACACGGGGCUGCUCAUGCUGCAGCUGAUGGACAAGGGCUCGGUGCUCUACCAGCUGACCGAGGACGCCCGCAAAGCCCUGCAGGCUGCCCGCACCACCGUCAGCGUGGGGCUCUUCCAGGGCCAGAGCGUCACCGUCUGGGAGCUCCUCUUCUCUCGCUACAUCCCUGACCACCGGCGCCAGGACCUCCUGCGGAAGUACAAGGCGGGGACGCUGGCCAUCUCCGAGAUGAUCACCCUCCUCACCGCCAUCAUCACCGGGGCCGAGGGCCAGGGCCACGGCGCCGCCCUGGCCCGCCAGCCGACGCAGCGGGAGGCCCCACAGCCGGCUGAGAACGGCGAGGCCCGGGAGCUGGAGCUGGAGCGGGCCCUGACGUCCCACACCGUCGAGGUCUCGGCAGGCGGCUUCCACGGCAGGAAGGUCUCCCUGUGGGAGCUCCUCUUCUCCAAGUACGUCUCCGAGGCGAAGAGGCAGGAGCUGCUGGGGAAGGUCCACGACGGCAGCCUGGCGCUGGACGAGCUGGCGAGGCUCCUCACCGUCCUCAUCCAGGAGGCGGUGGAGCAGAGCAGCAAGGUGAAAUUCACAGGCCUCAGGCGGCAGGUGACCGCCUCGGACCUGCUGGACUCGGGCAUCAUCGACAAGGACAUGCUGGCCGACCUCGUCCAGGGCUCCAAGACGGUGCAGCAGGUGACGGAAAUGGCCUCCGUCAAGCGCUACCUGGACGGCACAGGCUGCAUCGCCGGCGUGCUGGUGCCGUCCAAGGCCGACCCGGCCAAGAUGGAGAAGAUGAGCAUCUACCAGGCCAUGUGGAAGGGCAUCCUGAGGCAGGGCACGGCCCUGGUGCUGCUGGAGGCGCAGGCUGCCACCGGCUUCCUCGUCGACCCGCUCACCAACCAGAAGCUCUCUGUGGACGAGGCCGUCUCGUCCGGGCUGGUGGGCAGCGAGCUGCACGAGAAGCUCCUGUCGGCCGAGAGGGCCGUGACGGGCUACACCGACCCCUACACCGGCGACCAGAUCUCCCUCUUCCAGGCCAUGAAGAAGGAGCUCAUCGUCAAGGAGCACGGCAUCCGCCUGCUCGAGGCCCAGAUCGCCACCGGCGGCAUCAUCGACCCCGUGCACAGCCACCGCCUCCCCGUAGAAGCUGCCUACAAGCGCGGCUACUUUGACCAGGAGAUGAACCAGAUCCUCUCCGACCCCAGCGACGACACCAAAGGCUUCUUCGACCCCAACACACACGAGAACCUCACCUACAUGCAGCUCCUGCGACGCUGUGUGCCCGACCUGGACACGGGGCUGCUCAUGCUGCAGCUGAUGGACAAGGGCUCGGUGCUCUACCAGCUGACCGAGGACGCCCGCAAAGCCCUGCAGGCUGCCCGCACCACCGUCAGCGUGGGGCUCUUCCAGGGCCAGAGCGUCACCGUCUGGGAGCUCCUCUUCUCUCGCUACAUCCCCGACCACCGGCGCCAGGACCUCCUGCGGAAGUACAAGGCGGGGACGCUGGCCAUCUCCGAGAUGAUCACCCUCCUCACCGCCAUCAUCACCGGGGCCGAGGGCCAGGGCCACGGCGCCGCCCUGGCCCGCCAGCCGACGCAGCGGGAGGCCCCACAGCCGGCUGAGAACGGCGAGGCCCGGGAGCUGGAGCUGGAGCGGGCCCUGACGUCCCACACCGUCGAGGUCUCGGCAGGCGGCUUCCACGGCAGGAAGGUCUCCCUGUGGGAGCUCCUCUUCUCCAAGUACGUCUCCGAGGCGAAGAGGCAGGAGCUGCUGGGGAAGGUCCACGACGGCAGCCUGGCGCUGGACGAGCUGGCGAGGCUCCUCACCGUCCUCAUCCAGGAGGCGGUGGAGCAGAGCAGCAAGGUGAAAUUCACAGGCCUCAGGCGGCAGGUGACCGCCUCGGACCUGCUGGACUCGGGCAUCAUCGACAAGGACAUGCUGGCCGACCUCGUCCAGGGCUCCAAGACGGUGCAGCAGGUGACGGAAAUGGCCUCCGUCAAGCGCUACCUGGACGGCACAGGCUGCAUCGCCGGCGUGCUGGUGCCGUCCAAGGCCGACCCGGCCAAGAUGGAGAAGAUGAGCAUCUACCAGGCCAUGUGGAAGGGCAUCCUGAGGCAGGGCACGGCCCUGGUGCUGCUGGAGGCGCAGGCUGCCACCGGCUUCCUCGUCGACCCGCUCACCAACCAGAAGCUCUCUGUGGACGAGGCCGUCUCGUCCGGGCUGGUGGGCAGCGAGCUGCACGAGAAGCUCCUGUCGGCCGAGAGGGCCGUGACGGGCUACACCGACCCCUACACCGGCGACCAGAUCUCCCUCUUCCAGGCCAUGAAGAAGGAGCUCAUCGUCAAGGAGCACGGCAUCCGCCUGCUCGAGGCCCAGAUCGCCACCGGCGGCAUCAUCGACCCCGUGCACAGCCACCGCCUCCCCGUAGAAGCUGCCUACAAGCGCGGCUACUUUGACCAGGAGAUGAACCAGAUCCUCUCCGACCCCAGCGACGACACCAAAGGCUUCUUCGACCCCAACACACACGAGAACCUCACCUACAUGCAGCUCCUGCGACGCUGCGUGCCCGACCCGGACACGGGGCUGCUCAUGCUGCAGCUGAUGGACAAGGGCUCAGUGCUCUACCAGCUGACCGAGGACGCCCGCAAAGCCCUGCAGGCUGCCCGCACCACCGUCAGCGUGGGGCUCUUCCAGGGCCAGAGCGUCACCGUCUGGGAGCUCCUCUUCUCUCGCUACAUCCCCGACCACCGGCGCCAGGACCUCCUGCGGAAGUACAAGGCGGGGACGCUGGCCAUCUCCGAGAUGAUCACCCUCCUCACCGCCAUCAUCACCGGGGCCGAGGGCCAGGGCCACGGCGCCGCCCUGGCCCGCCAGCCGACGCAGCGGGAGGCCCCACCGCCGGCUGAGAACGGCGAGGCCCGGGAGCUGGAGCUGGAGCGGGCCCUGACGUCCCACACCAUUGAGGUCUCGGGAGGCGGCUUCCACGGCAGGAAGGUCUCCCUGUGGGAGCUCCUCUUCUCCAAGUACGUCUCCGAGGCGAAGAGGCAGGAGCUGCUGGGGAAGGUCCGCGACGGCAGCCUGGCGCUGGACGAGCUGGCGAGGCUCCUCACCGUCCUCAUCCAGGAGGCGGUGGAGCAGAGCAGCAAGGUGAAAUUCACAGGCCUCAGGCGGCAGGUGACCGCCUCGGACCUGCUGGACUCGGGCAUCAUCGACAAGGACACGCUGGCCGACCUCGUCCAGGGCUCCAAGACGGUGCAGCAGGUGAUGGAAAUGGCCUCCGUCAAGCGCUACCUGGAUGGCACGGGCUGCAUCGCCGGCGUGCUGGUGCCGUCCAAGGCCGACCCGGCCAAGAUGGAGAAGAUGAGCAUCUACCAGGCCAUGUGGAAGGGCAUCCUGAGGCAGGGCACGGCCUUGGUGCUGCUGGAGGCGCAGGCUGCCACCGGCUUCCUCGUCGACCCGCUCACCAACCAGAAGCUCUCUGUGGACGAGGCCGUCUCGUCCGGGCUGGUGGGCAGCGAGCUGCACGAGAAGCUCCUGUCGGCCGAGAGGGCCGUGACGGGCUACACCGACCCCUACACCGGCGACCAGAUCUCCCUCUUCCAGGCCAUGAAGAAGGAGCUCAUCGUCAAGGAGCACGGCAUCCGCCUGCUCGAGGCCCAGAUCGCCACCGGCGGCAUCAUCGACCCCGUGCACAGCCACCGCCUCCCCGUAGAAGCUGCCUACAAGCGCGGCUACUUUGACCAGGAGAUGAACCAGAUCCUCUCCGACCCCAGCGACGACACCAAAGGCUUCUUCGACCCCAACACACACGAGAACCUCACCUACAUGCAGCUCCUGCGACGCUGCGUGCCCGACCCGGACACGGGGCUGCUCAUGCUGCAGCUGAUGGACAAGGGCUCGGUGCUCUAUCAGCUGACCGAGGAUGCCCGCAAAGCCCUGCAGGCUGCCCGCACCACCGUCAGCGUGGGGCUCUUCCAGGGCCAGAGCGUCACCGUCUGGGAGCUCCUCUUCUCUCGCUACAUCCCCGACCACCGGCGCCAGGACCUCCUGCGGAAGUACAAGGCGGGGACGCUGGCCAUCUCCGAGAUGAUCACCCUCCUCACCGCCAUCAUCACCGGGGCCGAGGGCCAGGGCCACGGCGCCGCCCUGGCCCGCCAGCCGACGCAGCGGGAGGCCCCACCGCCGGCUGAGAACGGCGAGGCCCGGGAGCUGGAGCUGGAGCGGGCGCUGACGUCCCACACCAUUGAGGUCUCGGCAGGCGGCUUCCACGGCAGGAAGGUCUCCCUGUGGGAGCUCCUCUUCUCCAAGUACGUCUCCGAGGCGAAGAGGCAGGAGCUGCUGGGGAAGGUCCGCGACGGCAGCCUGGCGCUGGACGAGCUGGCGAGGCUCCUCACCGUCCUCAUCCAGGAGGCGGUGGAGCAGAGCAGCAAGGUGAAAUUCACAGGCCUCAGGCGGCAGGUGACCGCCUCGGACCUGCUGGACUCGGGCAUCAUCGACAAGGACACGCUGGCCGACCUCGUCCAGGGCUCCAAGACGGUGCAGCAGGUGACGGAAAUGGCCUCCGUCAAGCGCUACCUGGAGGGCACAGGCUGCAUCGCUGGCGUGCUGGUGCCGUCCAAGGCCGACCCAGCCAAGAUGGAGAAGAUGAGCAUCUACCAGGCCAUGUGGAAGGGCAUCCUGAGGCAGGGCACGGCCUUGGUGCUGCUGGAGGCGCAGGCUGCCACCGGCUUCCUCGUCGACCCGCUCACCAACCAGAAGCUCUCUGUGGACGAGGCCGUCUCGUCCGGGCUGGUGGGCAGCGAGCUGCACGAGAAGCUCCUGUCGGCCGAGAGGGCCGUGACGGGCUACACCGACCCCUACACCGGCGACCAGAUCUCCCUCUUCCAGGCCAUGAAGAAGGAGCUCAUCGUCAAGGAGCACGGCAUCCGCCUGCUCGAGGCCCAGAUCGCCACCGGCGGCAUCAUCGACCCCGUGCACAGCCACCGCCUCCCCGUAGAAGCUGCCUACAAGCGCGGCUACUUUGACCAGGAGAUGAACCAGAUCCUCUCCGACCCCAGCGACGACACCAAAGGCUUCUUCGACCCCAACACACACGAGAACCUCACCUACAUGCAGCUCCUGCGACGCUGCGUGCCCGACCCGGACACGGGGCUGCUCAUGCUGCAGCUGAUGGACAAGGGCUCGGUGCUCUACCAGCUGACCGAGGACGCCCGCAAAGCCCUGCAGGCUGCCCGCACCACCGUCAGCGUGGGGCUCUUCCAGGGCCAGAGCGUCACCGUCUGGGAGCUCCUCUUCUCUCGCUACAUCCCCGACCACCGGCGCCAGGACCUCCUGCGGAAGUACAAGGCGGGGACGCUGGCCAUCUCCGAGAUGAUCACCCUCCUCACCGCCAUCAUCACCGGGGCCGAGGGCCAGGGCCACGGCGCCACCCUGGCCCGCCAGCCGACGCAGCGGGAGCGGGAGCUGGAGCUGGAGCGGGCCCUGACGUCCCACACCAUUGAGGUCUCGGCAGGCGGCUUCCACGGCAGGAAGGUCUCCCUGUGGGAGCUCCUCUUCUCCAAGUACGUCUCCGAGGCGAAGAGGCAGGAGCUGCUGGGGAAGGUCCGCGACGGCAGCCUGGCACUGGACGAGCUGGCGAGGCUCCUCACCGUCCUCAUCCAGGAGGCGGUGGAGCAGAGCAGCAAGGUGAAAUUCACAGGCCUCAGGCGGCAGGUGACCGCCUCGGACCUGCUGGACUCGGGCAUCAUCGACAAGGACACGCUGGCCGACCUCGUCCAGGGCUCCAAGACGGUGCAGCAGGUGACGGAAAUGGCCUCCGUCAAGCGCUACCUGGAUGGCACGGGCUGCAUCGCCGGCGUGCUGGUGCCGUCCAAGGCCGACCCGGCCAAGAUGGAGAAGAUGAGCAUCUACCAGGCCAUGUGGAAGGGCAUCCUGAGGCAGGGCACGGCCCUGGUGCUGCUGGAGGCGCAGGCUGCCACCGGCUUCCUCGUCGACCCGCUCACCAACCAGAAGCUCUCUGUGGAUGAGGCCGUCUCGUCCGGGCUGGUGGGCAGCGAGCUGCACGAGAAGCUCCUGUCGGCCGAGAGGGCCGUGACGGGCUACACCGACCCCUACACCGGCGACCAGAUCUCCCUCUUCCAGGCCAUGAAGAAGGAGCUCAUCGUCAAGGAGCACGGCAUCCGCCUGCUCGAGGCCCAGAUCGCCACCGGCGGCAUCAUCGACCCCGUGCACAGCCACCGCCUCCCCGUAGAAGCUGCCUACAAGCGCGGCUACUUUGACCAGGAGAUGAACCAGAUCCUCUCCGACCCCAGCGACGACACCAAAGGCUUCUUCGACCCCAACACACACGAGAACCUCACCUACAUGCAGCUCCUGCGACGCUGCGUGCCCGACCCGGACACGGGGCUGCUCAUGCUGCAGCUGAUGGACAAGGGCUCGGUGCUCUACCAGCUGACCGAGGACGCCCGCAAAGCCCUGCAGGCUGCCCGCACCACCGUCAGCGUGGGGCUCUUCCAGGGCCAGAGCGUCACCGUCUGGGAGCUCCUCUUCUCUCGCUACAUCCCCGACCACCGGCGCCAGGACCUCCUGCGGAAGUACAAGGCGGGGACGCUGGCCAUCUCCGAGAUGAUCACCCUCCUCACCGCCAUCAUCACCGGGGCCGAGGGCCAGGGCCACGGCGCCGCCCUGGCCCGCCAGCCGACGCAGCGGGAGGCCCCACCGCCGGCUGAGAACGGCGAGGCCGCGGGCUCCCGGCGGGAGCGGGAGCGGGAGCGGGAGCGGGAGCGGGACCUGGAGCUGGAGCGGGAGCGGGAGCUGGAGCUGGAGCGGGCCCUGACGUCCCACACCGUCGAGGUCUCGGCAGGCGGCUUCCACGGCAGGAAGGUCUCCCUGUGGGAGCUCCUCUUCUCCAAGUACGUCUCCGAGGCGAAGAGGCAGGAGCUGCUGGGGAAGGUCCGCGACGGCAGCCUGGCGCUGGACGAGCUGGCGAGGCUCCUCACCGUCCUCAUCCAGGAGGCGGUGGAGCAGAGCAGCAAGGUGAAAUUCACAGGCCUCAGGCGGCAGGUGACCGCCUCGGACCUGCUGGACUCGGGCAUCAUCGACAAGGACACGCUGGCCGACCUCGUCCAGGGCUCCAAGACGGUGCAGCAGGUGACGGAAAUGGCCUCCGUCAAGCGCUACCUGGACGGCACGGGCUGCAUCGCCGGCGUGCUGGUGCCGUCCAAGGCCAACCCGGCCAAGAUGGAGAAGAUGAGCAUCUACCAGGCCAUGUGGAAGGGCAUCCUGAGGCAGGGCACGGCCCUGGUGCUGCUGGAGGCGCAGGCUGCCACCGGCUUCCUCGUCGACCCGCUCACCAACCAGAAGCUCUCUGUGGACGAGGCCGUCUCGUCCGGGCUGGUGGGCAGCGAGCUGCACGAGAAGCUCCUGUCGGCCGAGAGGGCCGUGACGGGCUACACCGACCCCUACACCGGCGACCAGAUCUCCCUCUUCCAGGCCAUGAAGAAGGAGCUCAUCGUCAAGGAGCACGGCAUCCGCCUGCUCGAGGCCCAGAUCGCCACCGGCGGCAUCAUCGACCCCGUGCACAGCCACCGCCUCCCCGUAGAAGCUGCCUACAAGCGCGGCUACUUUGACCAGGAGAUGAACCAGAUCCUCUCCGACCCCAGCGACGACACCAAAGGCUUCUUCGACCCCAACACACACGAGAACCUCACCUACAUGCAGCUCCUGCGACGCUGCGUGCUUGACCCAGACUCUAAUCUUUAUUUCCUUAAUGUGCAGCCCAUGUGCAUGUUCCUGGAGUACAGACAGCCUCUGGACCACUGUGCCAUACAGUUCACCAAGGACACCUACACCUUCCAGCAGGCAAGGCCAGGCCAUGGCAGUGAUACCCAGGCCAAGGUGCCUCCAUACCAGGCUGCAGGGAAGCUGCAGGACCGGGCGAACAACGAGUCAAGCAACACAGGAAGCAACCUGAUUGGAAGUGAACACACGGAGAUGUGUGGUGGUGGGAGUAACUUCAUAGCUGGUGUCUUCAUCCAGGCCAAGAAUAAGAAGAUGAGCAUCUAUGAUGCCAUGAUGAGGGGGCUCCUGACGCCAGGUACGGCCCUGGUGCUGCUGGAGGCGCAGGCUGCCUCAGGGUUCCUCACUGACCCGGUAAGGAAUGCCAAGCUAUCAGUGAAAGAGGCACUGACUGCGGGACUUAUAGGCAGAGAUUUUUAUGAGAAGCUUUUGUCAGCAGAGGGAGCCGUGACAGGGUACACAGAGCCAUACACAGGACACAAGAUCUCCCUCUUCCAGGCCAUGAAGAAAGAGUUCAUCGUCAAGGAGCACGCUAUCCGCCUGCUUGAGGCCCAGAUCGCCACCGGCGGCAUCAUCGACCCCAUCAACAGCCACCGCCUCCCCGUGAAGGUGGCCUACCAGCAAGGCUACUUGGACCAGGAAAUGUGCCAGUUUCUUCUGAACCACAAGAAUCAAACAAGAAGUUGUUUUGACCCCAACACGCAUGAAAACCUCACUUAUACACAGCUCCUCCGCCGCUGCGUGCCCGACCCGGACACAGGGCUGCUCAUGCUCCAAGUGAUGGACAAGGGCUCGGUGCUCUACCAGCUGACCGAGGACGCCCGCAAAGCCCUGCAGGCUGCCCGCACCACCGUCAGCGUGGGGCUCUUCCAGGGCCAGAGCGUCACCGUCUGGGAGCUCCUCUUCUCUCGCUACAUCUCUGAUCGCCAGAGAGAGGAGCUGCUGAGGAAAUAUAAGGUGGGGACGGUGACCAUCCCAGAAAUGAUCACCACUCUCACUGCCAUCAUCACCAAGGCAGAAACAGGAAACCAGGAUCUGAGCUCAUCCACAGUAACACCCAGCUGUGAGGUGGGAUCGCCACAACCUGUACAGGACACACACUCCCAGGAGCAGCAGUUGAGAAAGUCAUUAAAGUCUGCGACCAUCUAUGUCACUGCUGGUGAGUUCCAGGGACAAAAUGUUUCCUUGCUGGAUCUGCUCUUUUCCAAAUAUAUCCCUCAGGGGAAGCGGCAGGAGCUGCUGGAGCUGUACAGAGCAGGCAUACUGACCACAGAACAGGUGGCUACUGUCGUCACCACCACGAUCAACAAAACAGAAGCUGCCAAUACCACACUCACAGCAAAUACCAGAAGUCCACAGAAGGUGGUGACAAGGGCAGAGGAAAAUGGAGAUGAUGUUUCAGCACAAGAUGCACAACUAGAUAACGUCUUGAAGUCUACCACCAUUGACAUGCCAGCUGGUGAGUUCUCUGUGUGGGACCUGCUCUUCUCUGACUACAUCCCUGAGGAAAAAAGGCAGGAGCUUCUGGAGCUCUACCGUGGAAGGGUAUUAACCCUGGAGAAGAUGAUAACUGUUGUCACCACCCUCAUUAAGAAAAAAGAAUCUACAGGCAGGAAAUUCCUAAUUGCAGUGAAGACUUCCAACAAGGACACUGUGCCAGUGGCAGGAGAGAAGGAUGCUGACUCCUCCAAAGAAGAACCAUGGGAAACAGCCUUGAAAAACACAGUUGUCGACAUGGAGGCUGGAGAGUUUCAGGGCCACAAGGUCUCUGUGUGGGACUUGCUCCACUCGAAGUAUAUCCCCGAGGAGAACAGAAAGGAGCUGCUAGAGCUGUACCAGGCAGGAGAGUUAACCCUUGAGCAGGUGAAAACUGUUGUCAGCACUAUUGUAACCAAGGCAGAGGAAGCAAGAGCAGAGCAAUCAGCACAUGAGAGUAGUCCAACGGCAGAGACAACAGUCCCUGAAGCUGAGCACACGCACCACCUGCAAGAGGACAGGACCUGGGAAGAAACCCUGAAGUCAACCACAGUUGAGAUGGCAGUGGAUGAGUUCCAGGGGAGGCAAGUCUCCUUGUGGGACCUGCUCUUCUCUGACUACAUCUCUGAGGACAAAAGGCAGGAGCUUCUGGAGUUGUACUGUACUGGGACACUGGCCUUGGAGCAGAUGAUAACUGUUGUCACCACCCUCAUUAAGAAAAAAGAAUCUACAGGCAGGAAAUUCCUAAUUGCAGUGAAGACUUUCAACAAGGACACUGUGCCAGUGGCAGGAGAGAAGGAUGCUGACUCCUCCAAAGAAGAACCAUGGGAAACAGCCUUGAAAAACACAGUUGUCGAUAUGGAGGCUGGAGAGUUUCAGGGCCACAAGGUCUCUGUGUGGGACUUGCUCCACUCGAAGUAUAUCCCCGAGGAGAACAGAAAGGAGCUGCUAGAGCUGUACCAGGCAGGAGAGUUAACCCUUGAGCAGGUGAAAACUGUUGUCAGCACUAUUGUAACCAAGGCAGAGGAAGCAAGAGCAGAGCAAUCAGCACAUGAGAGUAGUCCAACGGCAGAGACAACAGUCCCUGAAGCUGAGCACACACACCACCUGCAAGAGGACAGGACCUGGGAAGAAACCCUGAAGUCAACCACAGUUGAGAUGGCAGUGGAUGAGUUCCAGGGGAGGCAAGUCUCCGUGUGGGACCUGCUCUUCUCUGACUACAUCCCUGAGGACAAAAGGCAGGAGCUUCUGGAGCUGUACUGUGCUGGAACACUCCCCAUUCAGCAACUCAUCAGCACCAUCAGCAGCAUUGCAAUUGCCAGCAAAGAAAGGAAACUUGCAACCCUUCCCCAGCAGACAGUGGAUCUCCUCCAGUCUGAGGGCUCCUACAUUACCUUUGGCCAAUUUCAGGAGCAGAGGGUGUCAGUAUGGGAGCUCCUCUCCACCAAGCAAGUCUCUGAGUACAAACGAGAGGCACAUCUUGACACUUACGGCACAGGGGGGCUGACUGUGAACAAGAUCACCAUCACCACCACUGUAGUCACGGGCCCACAGGGAAAGAAGAGACACCACCAGGACCACUAG
Molecule: messenger RNA, 14127 nt
Organism: Cygnus atratus (black swan)
Lineage: Eukaryota; Metazoa; Chordata; Aves; Anseriformes; Anatidae
Product: epiplakin
Exons: 11
Biological process (GO): wound healing; intermediate filament bundle assembly
Cellular component (GO): cytoplasm; cell junction; keratin filament
Molecular function (GO): structural molecule activity; keratin filament binding
Source: RefSeq, a predicted model, not a curated record